This is a messenger RNA of Closterium sp. Yama58-4, 510 nucleotides long. The record is from the annotation of a GenBank genome assembly. NCBI's taxonomy places the organism in Eukaryota, Viridiplantae, Streptophyta, Zygnematophyceae, Desmidiales, Closteriaceae.
AUGGAGUCCGUCUCUGCCUCCGUCGAGUGCCAUCUGCUCCCCGGCCUUCCCCAUGACCUCGCGCUCGCCUGCAUCUCGCGACUCGCGCUCUGGGACCUGCCCGCCGCUCGCUGCGUGUCGCGCGGCUGGGUGGCUGCGAUCCGCAGCGCGUCGUUCGGUCGCCUGCGACGGCGCGUUCGCGCGGAAGAAGGGGGGGAGAGGGCGAUGGCGGCGAGGGUUCAGUUAGCCAGCGACUGCAGUGGUUCGCCUGCUGCACCUGCGAAACCUGCUGUCCCAACAGAACAGGCCACCCAUGCCGCGGCACCUGCAACCCUUCCGGUCCCUGCCAAACCUACAGCCCGUGCUACCCAUGCCAACCCUGCCAAACCUGCGGCAGGUACGGGGCGUCGCCGGACCUCCGUAGCUGCUGCGCCUCCAACGCAUCCCCCCCCAGGUGGCGCCGCCUGCCUCCGCUUCCCCCCACCAACCCCCACGCCCACCCAGCCUGCUACGGCGCUGCUGCCGCCGUGA